Molecule: messenger RNA, 1966 nt
Organism: Dreissena polymorpha
Lineage: Eukaryota; Metazoa; Mollusca; Bivalvia; Myida; Dreissenidae
Exons: 5
Coding region: 8-1573 (521 amino acids)
Source: RefSeq, a predicted model, not a curated record
AGAUACAAUGCCGGUUGUAAUCGAGCUCGUAAUGACUGGUUGUGGUAACCAGGAACAACGUGGUUUUCUCAUUAGAGAGCUGAUCAACAUCAUAAAUAAGAAGGAGAAUCCAGCAGGCUAUCAGCCGCUUCUUCCGGACAAGGAAUCUGUCCGCAAAGCAUUCGAGGAAGUCUUCUCGGGCAUAGGAGAGUUCAUAGCAAAGUCGGGUUGCAUACAAAUAAUUGUACGCCCGAAGAACAUUGCACAAUUCUUCCGUCUGCUAAACGAUUGUGUCAAAGGGGUAUUAACAGAGGCAAUGAAUCCUAUUCAAGAUAUCAUACGAAAGUUGCCUGGAUGCGAAAAUUACGAACAGGAUGCCGUUUUGUACAGAGACCACUAUACGUGUGUGAUGGACAAUUUGGUAUCACAGCUCGCAGCCAUUGUGCAGAAAAAAGGCCUGAUAGUUCCAAAGCGGACAACUACAAAACCAAUGCUUGAGGGUGGAAAGUUUAUUAUGAAGGUGGGAUGUUUUAACAAGGAGGAUCGAUCACAGUUUGAACACUGUGUGAACAACGGACAGCUUCGAAAGUUGUUCAACCCGAUAAAUACAUUACUACAAGACGUUGGAAAGGAUGUAGCCAUAGACGUAAUGAUUCAUAACGCGGAUGAGAAAACCUCAUGUGAACCAGUGAUAAUAACUGCACGUUGCGAUGGGAAUGUGGAGACGUUGAAACUCAAAGACGUUCAUGUUAAGAUUGCAGAUGAUUCGUCAAUACCUUCAAUCACAGGAUUUGCUGUUGUUCCACCGUAUAUUAUCGGCGCGGAUUAUUCAAACAACUGUGUAAAAUUGUUUCAUAUCGAAACCAAAGCACACAUAGGAACACCGAUUUGUACAUGCAACAAACCUACGUGUAAACCUGGCUGUCAUAUGUGUAAACCAUGGGACGUUGUAAUGAUAGACGAACAAAAUAAACAGGUUUGUGUGUCUGUGCCUGCAAGUGGAAAACUUAUUUUUGUCAGAAUCAACGACAAUCAGCUAAUCCAAUACAAUGAGCUCGUCGGUCAUGACCACUGUCGAGGUCUCGCAUACGCCGACAACCAACUGUAUGUCGGGUAUGAACAUCCUAAACGUCAAAUAAAAGUUAUUGGGCUAGAUGGAAACGAGGUGCGUGUUUUUUGUGAUGCCAAGUUCCACUCACCUUGGUACCUGGCGUUUGAUGAACAAUCAAAAAGUUUGUUCAUUUCUGAGGUAAUGCAAUCAAAAGUUUACCAAUUAAAUGAAGGGGGAAAUAUUGUGACACUAAUCAACGUCAACAAAUUAAUCGAGUCGCAAAGAGGGAUAGCACUCAAAGACCCAUCCACGUUGUACAUUGUUGGACAUGGAUUUGACAACAAAGAUGACUUUGGAUUGACACAGAAAGAGGACUUUGUAUACGAAGUAGAUAUUAUCUCGGGCAAAAGCCACGCCCUAUUUCGUUUUGAGAAUGCGCCUCCAAAGUGCGUUCGAAGAUACAGAGACUCAAUGUUCCUGAGUUUUUAUGGUUCAGAAAGAAUAAUGCAAUUUGACAUUUCAGAGGAAUUAACUACAUUUUGAAAGAAAUCACCUGUUUUGUAAAAUUAAGUUUACUGAAUGAUUACUUCUACAUUGUUCCUAACGUGUUUGAGUUUAUCUAAGAUAAAUAAUGUUACUUAAUGGUUGAUUAUAAUGUGUAAUGGACAUUUACAAUUGGAAACAUUCUCUCUAAUGAAACAUCAUAUUGAAGCAGAAUACCAACUACGUUAUUGAUCACAAAAUAUUUGCUUAAAAACAAAGAUAAAAAGAGUAAUAAAAUGAAAUCUGAUCAUUUUCUUUAUUUCCUCUUUUUAUCAAGAGUCUGAAAAGUAUUCACAUAUACGUCGUGGAGAUGCUUAUCAAUAUUCAUAACAAAAACAUGUACCGGUAUUAAAUCUAUUUGCACAUUCACCAACUGUACAUAAUAUUCAAGGA